CCCGCCGUCUCCGCUAUCAGCACGCGUGUAGCCCUGCAGCGAGGAAUCACCACACACACACACACGCAGAGAGACAGAGAAGAGGAGGGAGAUGUCGCCGCAGUCUCAGCAGCAGACGGCGAUAGUCGGGGAGGAGUACUGCGAGGGCGAGGACAGGGAGCUGACGGUGCGCAAGACGACGCUCUUCACCCCGGGGGACGGGCUGGAGGCGUACGACCACCGCACGGGCGCGCUGGCGUUCCGCGUCGAGACGUACGGCCGCGGCGGGGCGUGCGGGGGCGGGGCCGCCAGGGGGGACCUCGCGCUGCUGGGCGCCCAGGGGGAGCCCGUCCUCACGGUGCGCCGCCGCCGCCCCAGCCUGCACAACCGCUGGGACGGCUUCCUCGGCGACGGCGCCGCGCACGGCCAGAAGAAGCCCGUCUUCUCCGCGCGCCGCUCCUCCAUCCUCGGCGCCGGCACGGGCGCCGCCGCCGUCCUCGUCGACCUCCUCGCCCCCGGCGCCGCCGGGGAGUUCCGCGUCGACGGCUCCUUCCCGCGCCGCUGCUGCCGCGUCGUGGCCUCCGCCAGGGCCUGGGCCGCGCCCGUCGCCAAGGAGGAGGAGGAGGAGGAGGAGGAGGACGUGGUGGUGGCGGAGGUCAGGCGGAAGGUGGACGAGGACGCGCACGUCAUGAUGGGCCGGGACGUCUUCGUGCUCUGGGUGCGCGCCGGCUUCGACGCCGCCUUCGCCAUGGGGAUCGUGCUCGUGCUCGACCGGAUCACCGGGGAUGACGUCGACGGCGACCUGCGGGAGGACCUGCUCGAGGCCGCUACAUCGCCGCCGGCGUAAGCACGCGGGACCGACCUCCCGCUCGCGUGGGGCGUGGCUUCAGUACAAUUCCACAAACAAUUUUCUCAUGGUUCUUCGAUCCGAUGUACUUUACCUUCGAGCAUGAUGUGAAUUAUCUUCUCAAUUCCGUGCUGUUUCCCCCCUUCCAAUCUGAUGCUUGACAUUGGAUCAC
Molecule: messenger RNA, 998 nt
Organism: Zea mays
Lineage: Eukaryota; Viridiplantae; Streptophyta; Magnoliopsida; Poales; Poaceae
Exons: 1
Coding region: 92-826 (244 amino acids)
Source: RefSeq, marked provisional